Notolabrus celidotus (New Zealand spotty) is the source of this 3330-nucleotide messenger RNA. It is a transcript of the gene nod2, whose product is annotated as nucleotide-binding oligomerization domain containing 2. The coding region runs from base 263 to 3232 and encodes 989 amino acids. Gene Ontology annotation, cellular component: cytosol. NCBI's taxonomy places the organism in Eukaryota, Metazoa, Chordata, Actinopteri, Labriformes, Labridae. The transcript has 11 exons. Gene Ontology annotation, biological process: positive regulation of canonical NF-kappaB signal transduction; regulation of apoptotic process; response to muramyl dipeptide. The record is from RefSeq and is a predicted model, not a curated record. Gene Ontology annotation, molecular function: protein binding.
AUGAAUUUAAUAGGCGGGAAAGUCUUAGUUUCCAUUUAAAAGGAGGGACUUGGGAGCAGAAAUGUUCAGCAGAACAAGUAGCAGAGUAAGUUUCGCUUUCAGCUGUGGAAUGAGGAAGAGGCAAGUCUAGAGAAUGCUUCUGUCAAACAGACAGAUGGAGGGGAGAAUGUUCUUUGCUGCGGACACUCAAAUGAUGUGACAGAGGAAGCAUGAUAUGUACACGCUGGAUGUCUCUGAGUAUGCUCGUUGACAUGAAAAAAGCAUGUGUGCCCAGGAGCUUGUGCUAAAACAACGGACACAGAUACUGCAUGCACUGUGCAGCAGUGGAUCAGCAGAACAUCUGGAGCAGGUCCUGGACAUACUUUUUGCCCAAGGAGAGCUCAUAUGGGAGGAUUAUCAGAAUAUACAGGUUCCAGGCAGGGCACUGUACACCAACGCCAGGCAGUUGCUCGACUUGGUUUAUACAAAGGGUGUGCAUACCUGUGGAAUCUUCCUUGCUGCUCUCGAACAGGUCCUGCCUGAAGAACGGGGAGAUGGCAUCUCAUUUUCUGGAUGCUGUUCUGAACUAAAGGAAAAAGAUGAAAACCAGAACACAUCUGCUCAAACUCUAUUGACUCAAAGACCAAUUCUGGUCAGUAAGCUCCAAGGCUGCAUUGAAGAUGCUCUAAAGACUCUUGUUGUAUCGGGACACUUCACUUCAGCAGACAGCCAUGAGGUGCUUGUGCCUUUAUACACGCCCUCUCAGCAGGCCAGGCGUUUGCUUGAUCAUGUUAGAUCCAAAGGAGAAUCAGCUGUGAAUGUUUUGCUGCAGUACAUUCAGCAAAAACAAGACUCUGGUUUGCCACUGAACCAGGAGAAAUUGAGUCUUCCUAAAGAAUUCAUAAGGUAUCAGAAGAAGCUCAGCAGUUCUUUGUCAGCUCAGUCCUGCUUUCUCAGUACAUAUGGUGGGACGAGUCACAUGUCACUGGAUGACAUCUACACUGAAGGCCAGCUGGAACUAGCUCAUCACUGUGUUGAUGUCCAAAGACCUUUGGGCCUGGAGGACAUUGUUGGUGCGGUGGGUACAGUGAAUGAGGAGGCUGAUACGGUGCUUGUGUCUGGGGAGGCAGGCAGUGGGAAGAGCACCUUACUCCAGAGGCUGCACUUGCUUUGGGCUCGGGGGGCAGCCUUCCAGGACUUUCUUCUUCUGUUUCCAUUCAGCUGUCGUGGGCUAUACUCACAGCAAAGGGAACUGUCUGUCCAAGAACUGCUCUUUCAGCACUGCUGCUGGCCAGACCGUGAGCAGGAAGAGAUUUUCCAGUUCAUCCAAGACCAUCCACAUCUCAUCCUCUUCACUUUUGAUGGUCUGGAUGAGCUACAGCAAAGCUUUUCAGAUGAGCACAGGCUCUGCUGCCCCACCCAGCGUGCACCUGUUCACAUACUGUUGUUCAACUUAAUCCAGGGCUCCCUAAUGAAGGGAGUACGGAAAGUGGUUACUAGUCGCCCAGAGGCAGUGGGCCCAGUUUUGAAGAAACACCUUCGCAAAGAGGUCUUCCUGAAAGGCUUUUCACCAAGUGGGAUUGACUGUUUUGUGAGAAAACAUCACAGCGAUCCCUCUGUGGCUGCUAAGGUUUUGGAGUCCCUACAGACAAACACUGCAUUACUUGGACUGUGUCAUAGUCCGGUCCUCUGCUGGAUCGUCUCACAGUGCCAUAAAGAGCUGCUAGGCUGUGGAGAGGGCAGCCCACAAACCAUCACAGAUGUCUACCUCAUGAUCUUACAGCACUUUCUUCAGCACCAAAGCUCAACAAAGAACACUGAUGGGUUCAAGUGGCUUCAGGAACACAAAGACACAGUCCUGCAUUUAGGGCAACUUGCCUUUAAGGGGAUUGGAACCUCUUGUUACGUCUUCUCUGGUACUGAGUUGGAGACAUGUGGGGUUUCUGAAAAGGAUGUCAGCUUGGGUUUUCUUAUACAAAGCCGGGACAUGUCCUUUGACAACAGUAAACGCUACGAAUUCCUUCAUGUUACCCUGCAGUGUUUCUUUGCUGCACUUUACAUUGUUGUGUCAAAUAACACAGACCGCUCAACUAUCCAAAAGCUCUUUGAGCUAAGGUACAUGAGGGAAGCAGGUCAGAGCAGCGUAUGCUUCAUGGCCUGCCUCCCUUCCUCUGAGAAACAAGAGUUUGUUUUAGGGGGAGAAACUACAGCAGCAGAAACACCAAAUUUGCAAAUCACAGCCACCUUUGUGUCUGGACUACUGUCCCAGCGCCAUCGAAGCCUGUUCAUCCCCUGCUGCCCCAGUACUGCAAUGGAGAAGAGGAGCAGACAGGUGUGUAGAUGCCUAUCUAAAGGCAUGCAGAAACACUUUAAGUCCAUCCCUCAACCUGUAGAAGGAGAAAAGAAGAGCAUGCACGCAAUGCCAGGCUUUGUCUGGCUUAUCAAGUGCAUCCAUGAGAUGCAGGAGAGCCAGAUUGCUAAAGGUGUCAUGAGUAAGCUGGAGGUGGACCACUUGAAACUGACCUACUGCAACAUAGGUCCAAUAGAGUGCACCGCAUUGGCCUAUGUUCUCCAGCAUUUAAAGAACCCAGUCGGCCUUCAACUGGACAACAACUCUGUGGGAGAUGUUGGAGUAGAGCAGCUUCUUCCCUGCCUGCACAUUUGUUAUUCCCUGUACCUCAGGAAUAAUAACAUUACAGAUGAGGGGAUCUGCAAACUGAUAGCCAAAGGAGUCAAGUGUGGGAACUUCCAAAAGAUUGCGCUCUUCAACAAUAAGCUAACGGAUGCUUGUACACUGCACUUUUCUCAUCUUCUGAAGACCAAGCAGGACUUCCUCUCUCUAAGGCUAGGAAACAACAAUAUAACUGCAAAAGGAGCAAAACAGUUGGCAGAGGGACUGAAAGUCAAUCAUUCACUGCAGUUUUUAGGGCUUUGGGGCAACAAAAUAGGGGAUGCAGGAGCAGAGGCCCUUGCAAGCGCCCUUGAGAACAGCAAAACUCUGGUGUGGCUAAGUCUUGUGGGCAAUGGUGUAGGCAGUACAGGAGCGUGUGCCCUCGCCAACAUCAUCAAGAACUGUACAUCACUGGAAGAGCUAUGGCUGACAGAGAACUGCAUAACCAGACGAGGAGUGGAAUGUCUCGUUGAAGCCCUUGCACAGAACACUCAUGUGAAAUCAGUAUGGUUGAAAAACAAUGACCUCAGUUUGGAAGAAGUUGAGGAGAUGACACAACGUGAACCAAGGCUGGUCUUCUGAUAGUGCAUUAGGUUGUCAAUGGACUUCAUAUAGCUUAAAAGACAGUUGCUAUUUAUUACAGAACAUGUUUUAAAUAAAAAUGUAAAAUAUUUUCUAAA